Molecule: messenger RNA, 3239 nt
Organism: Hydractinia symbiolongicarpus
Lineage: Eukaryota; Metazoa; Cnidaria; Hydrozoa; Anthoathecata; Hydractiniidae
Product: putative ubiquitin carboxyl-terminal hydrolase 50
Exons: 2
Coding region: 1219-2451 (410 amino acids)
Biological process (GO): protein deubiquitination
Cellular component (GO): cytosol; nucleus
Molecular function (GO): cysteine-type endopeptidase activity; cysteine-type deubiquitinase activity
Source: RefSeq, a predicted model, not a curated record
ACGGUGGAUGUAAAUAAAAUUGGGAUUAGGCUCCCAGAAGAAGGUGCUUAAUACACUUUCUUGCUUAUUACAAGCAUGAGUACUGUCGAACUUGGACCUAUAACUAUUCACUGAGAAAAUCUUAAAGAGAAAAAACAAUCCUUCAAUCACAAACAAUACGACACAAGACAGAGCUAACAACAUAAACGGACUGGUUACAGAACAAACACAAAUGGAAAAAAUGUAUAUGUCAAAAAUAUAUAAUAUAAAAAAGAAUUAUAUAAAACCCUCCUGUGCGCCAGAACUUGUGACUCUGGCUGUAGCUUUCCACAUGUGUUACAGGGCCCCAACACUCAGCCUUACACAGGAGGGUUUUAUAUAAUUCUUUUUUUUUUUUUUUUUUUUUUUAUAUUUUAUAUUUUUGACAUAUACAUUUUUUCCAUUUGUGUUUGUUCUAUAACCAGUCCGUUUAUGUUGUUAGCUCUGUCUUGUGUCGUAUUGUUUGUGAUUGAAGGAUUGUUUUUUCUUUUUAAGAUUUUCGCAGUGAAUAGUUAUAGGUCCAAGUUGGACAGUACUCAUGCUUGUAAUAAGCAAGAAAGUGUAUUCAGCACCUUCUUCUGGAAGCUUAAUUCCAAUUUUAUUUACAUCCACCGUCCCUGUAGACAAGAUACUUCAGUGCAGCUUGCUGUAUUGUAAACCUUUUUCAAGCUCCACCUAUGAUGUUCUUCCUUCUCCGAGUAAUUUAAGGCGUUGGCGUAUAUGUACCGAAUCCUUCUGUUUCUUGUGUGGAAAACAAGUCUGCACUACAGCUCACAUUUUAGGGGCCUGCAAAACGGCUUUAACACAGGGUAGAUUUACGUUUCGUCACGACUCUGUCUUGCGCGAACUUUCACAGUUGAUCACCACGUUUUCCUAAUCUAUUUCCUCUCCUGUAAAGCACCUAAAUAAUGUAAAAUUUGUUAAAGCAGGUAGUCACUCAUCUAGCAAAAAAUCAAAACCGGUAGGCCUUUUGCAUCUUGCCACUGACUGGUUAUUUCUUUCAGAUUUAAAUGGUGAACUCAUUUUUCCUGGUCAUAUUGCCAUAACAUCGCUUAGACCAGAUCUUGUCCUGUAUUCCAACAACAACAAACGUGUUAUUUUAAUUGAACUUACAUGCCCUUGUGAGGAAAACAUGGAAACUUGGCACUCCAAAAAGCUCUCUAAAUACAUCCCUUUGAUAAAUAUCAUCGAGCAUAAUGGAUGGCACGUAAAUCUGUUCGCGAUCGAAGUGCACGUGGAUAUUGCUCUCGGUCAGUUGCAAUUUGUUUAAAAAGAUUGGGUUUCCCAAACAAAGAAGCUUUUCAAGCCGUCCGGAAAUUAGGCGACAUUUGUAUGAAAGCAUCCUUCUGCAUUUGGCUAGCCAGGAACUCAAUUUCGUGGAACCAAGGCAGCUGCAAUCUUGUGCCAGGCUCAACAUCUGUGCCUACCCCUCUAUUGCCAAAGGUUACAAGCCCGCAGCAACAACAACAGCAUCAACAACGAAAACCAACUGUGGAUAAAAGUUACUCACACCCGGACCCAGAACCGCCUACCAACAGCACUCCAGCAAAACCAACUCUUGCUGGUCUGAUUAAUAAAGGGAAUACAUGCUAUGCUAAUUCUAUCCUGCAAGCAUUAUCUGUAACUCCUGCACUUUGGUCACAAAGUGCAUCGGAGUCCUCUUUUGUUUCCCCCCUGGCCAAGUCCGUCUUGCUGACUAUGUCUCUGUUGUCUAAAUCCACCCCAGUUGUAGACCCUUCCGCCUUUCUCCGAGCGUUACAACGUAAGAUGUCCAAUGCUAGGAACAACCCAUUCAGUAUUAACACACAGCAGGAUGUUCCUGAGAUUCUACCUCAUGUAUUAAACGAGUUGACAUGGCCAUCAGUUAUCGCUAACAAUAUUAUUACCAACAAAGUAACUACAACAAUAUCUUGUAAUUCAUGCCUCUUGUCUUCCAGUAGGGAGGAAAGUAUGUCCAUUCUGCCACUCCCUGUUUCAAACAACAUAACAGGCUCCAUUAAAGCUUUUUUGCAACCAGAAUAUAUGUCUGGAAAUGACAGAUGGAUGUGCCCACAGUGCUCUUCCCUUCAAGACAGUACCCGGGAAACUGUCUUCACCCAGUGUGGAGAUAUACUGAUCAUCCAACUGAAAAGGUUUAACUGUAUCCAAGGAAGAUCUGUGAAAAAUAAUAAAUUUGUUUCUUGCCUCGCCCAAGGUCACGACACCCUAAAAGUUUAUUCCCAUCCUGCGGAGGAUAUAUCAUUCACAAACCAAUAUAAAUUAACCGCCACUAUUAAUCAUUCAGGCACACUGGCGGCUGGUCACUACUGGGCUUUUAUAAGAGAUCAGGGUGUUAAUACAUGGUUAAAAUGUGAUGAUAGGGCAGUGAUUAGUGUCAAGCCAUCUGAUCUAGAUAACUCCACAGUGUAUGUGUUAAUUUUUGCCAAAAUUUAAAUAGUGUGAAUUCGCACUAAAACAGGAGUACAUUAUAUCAAAAGGGGGAGGGAUCUCUUUUUCCUAGCGGUUUGAAAUUACCCCUGUUGUGUGUUUUACAUACAGUUUACCGUUAUUCACGAGUUCGCUCACUCGCCGCUUUCCUAGAAAGCAAUUAUAAGAAGCUUAGCAAGGGGGCUUGGCAAUUGCCUUGUCUUUGGGUGUAACGACCCCACUUAUAACCCCAGUUCUGUAGGGAGGCUAAGUUGGCUCACUUAGUCUACAGGGUUAACGAUCCUGCUAUACCUGAUGUUACGAAGAAGCUAUAUAAGGGGUUUUCAUUUCUAUCUUUCUUGUUUCCGUGACUUUACAUCCACGUUCAUUACUCCACUGUCUUCAGGCUGGUCCUGACUUACGGCUGGUCCGAAGCAAAUGGCUGGUCCAAAGCGACAACUACCCGUGUAAGGCUGAGUGUUGGGAUCCCGUAACACAUGUGGAAAGCUACUGCCAGGUUCACAAGUCCUGGCGCUCGGGCGGUUGUCUACUCAUAUUUAUAGUUUUAUAUUUAUUUAUUUAUUUUUAUAGUAAAUUCUUUGUUGUAUUGUUGUCGUUAUGUCUGUCUUUUGUUUUCAUGUUGUCAGUUUUUGUGUACCGACCGUUAGUUGUACGUAUUGUAUUGUGUAGAGAGGGUUGUUUGGUUCAAUUACCUUGAAUCUACAGAUUAUCCUUGCAAAAAGGGAGAUCUUGCAUUGCGUUUUGAUCUUUAGAGGGUGUAACCUCUACAAUUUUAACUUCAAGGGUCGUUAGAC